This is a messenger RNA of Danio aesculapii, 1574 nucleotides long. RefSeq names its product peroxisomal succinyl-coenzyme A thioesterase-like. Gene Ontology annotation, molecular function: fatty acyl-CoA hydrolase activity. Gene Ontology annotation, biological process: acyl-CoA metabolic process; fatty acid metabolic process. Bases 78 to 1427 code for a protein of 449 amino acids. The record is from RefSeq and is a predicted model, not a curated record. The transcript has 12 exons. NCBI's taxonomy places the organism in Eukaryota, Metazoa, Chordata, Actinopteri, Cypriniformes, Danionidae.
CCUUCAUUCAUUACUGCAGGCGACGUUAGUGGAAGAUCAUAUAUGUUUUUGGUACAAUUAACAGUAAUUUCCUUAAGAUGAAGCGCUGGUCUACUGUUAUUGGACGUUUCAUCAUGUUAGCACCAAUUAGGACUGUGAGCACUGAGAGUAGGAGAUGUCCUCUGUUAACUGUUCAGCCCUGUCGAGGAAUGAUGGACGAGAAGUUUCAGGUCAUCAUAAGGAAUUUACUGCCAAAUCAAGAGGUAACGCUACACUCUCUACAUCAGUCUGAAGAUAAAGACUUCUGGGAGGCUUUUGGACACUAUAUCAGUGAUGAACAUGGAACAGUAACAGUGGCAAAAGAUGAAAGUUUGGGAGGCACGUAUGAAGGCACAGAGCAGAUGGGUUUGCUGUGGAGCCUGAGGCCUGUACCAGGAAGUCGAUCUGCACUCAGGUUGCGCAAGAUGAAUGUACUCACACCGAUGGUAGUUAACAUAUCAGUCUACAUUGGGCAUCUCUCUCAAGGAUUCAGUGAGACUUCUGCGUUGGCCACGACUGUCACAGAGCGCUGGUACAUGGCACCAGGUGUACAGAGGGUGAACAUAAGGGAAAACGGAGUUCAAGGAACUUUGUUUCUUCCCCCAGGCCCUGGGCCAUAUCCAGGUGUGCUGGACCUAUGGGGAGGAGGUGGUGGAUUGAUUGAAUAUCGUUCUGCUCUGCUUGCAUCUCAUGGUUUUGCAUGUAUGGCACUUGAAUACACAGCUCCAGGAAAGCUGAAAAUGACUGAUGUUGAUAAUACAUACUUUGAGAAAGCAUACCAGAUCUUGCAAAAUCAUCCGUUAGUACAGAAGGACAAGAUGGCAAUGCUUGGGUUGUGUUUUGGAAGUGCCAUCACAUUCAGUAUGACUGCCUACUCCACAGUCAUCAAGCCCCAGUGCUGUGUGUGUAUCAGUGGAAGUCAUGUGGUUCCUGUUGAUAAAUGCCUCUUUGAAGUCUUCAAGGACAUGACAAGGCUUAUGGGUUAUGUACAAGUGAAUGAGGACAAUCACUUAGUACACAGAGACAUGCUCUUGCCGAUUCCCACAGACCCAGCUCUGAAAGUAGACGUUGGGAGAAUAAUGUGUCCUCUUAUGUUGGUGAAUGGUACUGAUGAUCAGAAUUGGGCUACUGUUGAAUCUGCUCAAGACAUUGAGAUGAUUAUGGAGAAAGCAGGAAACCGACACCUGCUGACUGUCUUCACAUACCCUGACGCUGGUCAUCUAAUUGAACCGCCAUACACACCUCACUUUAGAUCAACUAACUUCAUCCUGCAUGAAAUGAAAAAAGUUGUCAUGCUGUGGGGUGGACAAACUAAACCACAUGCAUACGCUCAAGAGGACUCAUGGGAGAAGAUUUUAGCAUUUUUCCAAGAGCACCUCUACAGUUCAAACGUUAAGGCCAAACUGUAGUUCCUUCAUUUGAAACUGUGAUAUAUGACCAACUUCAUUUCAAAAUGCUGUUAAAUGCAAUGAUUAUGCUCCCAGUGCUUGAAGUUAUAUUUCACUUUCUCUGCAUUACAUAAGAGGAUCUUAAGUGCAUUUUUAAGUAACCAUGAU